Sitophilus oryzae (rice weevil) is the source of this 1369-nucleotide messenger RNA. RefSeq names its product protein RRNAD1. The record is from RefSeq and is a predicted model, not a curated record. The transcript has 2 exons. The coding region runs from base 355 to 1338 and encodes 327 amino acids. NCBI's taxonomy places the organism in Eukaryota, Metazoa, Arthropoda, Insecta, Coleoptera, Curculionidae.
GGGGUUAGAGAGAAAAAAGUAAAUAAAUAAGCUCUGAAAUAAGUUUCAUUUAAUUAUGUCUAAGCAUUCCUUAACAAACUCUAUAGAUAUAAUCAUUGGAAAUCAAAACUAUCAGAAAGCUGGCAGGAUUUUUUUAAAUCAUUAGAUAUAACUGAAAUUGCUAAUCUUUUGGAUUGUAAAAAGAUAAAAACUGCAAUUCCACCUUUAUCAUUAAUAUGCCUACAAGAAAUAAUAAAAGAAUUUUCAGUUACCAGAAAGCAACAGAUAAUAAAAGAUAGCAUUAGUCUGAAUAAACAAUUGGAGAAACUUCUCUGGAAAAGUGUUAAAUUAAAAAAGAGACACGAAAUAGAGAUAAUGUCUAAAAUUUGUUAUCAAUCUGCUUUGAAAACAAACUGCUUUAAUAUAGUUGAUGUAGGUGCUGGGGUAGGCCAUUUAAGUCGAAUGCUUGCCUACCAAUAUGGCUUUUUAGUUUCUACCCUUGAAGCCAAUGAGCAACUGAAUCAAAUGGCUUAUAAAUUAGACAUGGAAUUAGAAAAUAAACUCUUACGAAAAGGUAUUUCUCAUUCAAAUCCUAAGAGAAUUCUCCAUUUUAAUUACAGAGUUGAUGAAUCUACAACUAGCAGCCAAAUAAUGUCAAUAAUAAAAGAAGCAUUUCAGAGUGACAAUGGUCAGUUCAAAUUUGGAAUAGUUGGACUUCAUCCUUGCGGAAAUCUUGGAUCAAUGUUACUCAAGUUGUAUAAUAAUUGUUCAAAUAUUUCUUUUAUUAACAUUGUAAGUUGCUGUUACAUGAAGCUAAGCUUCGAAUCAAACUUGUUCACAGGAUACCCUUUGAGCCAUGUUUGCCUUAAAAAACAAUUUAAACUAGACUAUUUAUCAUGCGAAACUGCUUGCCAUGCCAUUGAAAACUAUGUAAGCAAACUAAAAACAGAAAACCACCAUCAUUUGAAAAUUCAUGCAUUUAGAGCUGGCCUAGAAACUAUAUUGGUAAAUAUAAAUCUUGAUUUAAAACAUUCUGCUGUAGGAAACGUAAAGUAUGAGGAAAACAUGACUUUCGAAGAGUAUUGCGAUAGAGCUUUAAAGAAAAUGAACGUACAAAUCCCAAAAUCCAAGAUGAAAGAUGUUGAGAAAAUGGUGGAGGCGUCUUGGGAAAAAGUUGUUAAAUUUUAUUCGGCGAGACUGUUCUUGGCUCCUCUAGUGGAAUCGAUAAUUUUAUAUGAUAGAUUAUUGUAUUUAGCUGAAUCAAAUAGCCACUGUAAUAUUGUACCUGUUUUUGACUGUAAAAUUUCACCGAGAAAUCAUGUUUUAAGGGCUGAAAAAAUAUUUGCAAAGGAAUAUUGAAAAUCAAGAAAUAAAUGUUUUUUAUUUGAAA